AUGAGGUUAUCUUCUUCCUCUUCAAGUCCUGGAUUUAAUGCCGAGACUGAGGAAGGAGAGAAGAAAUGCUUGAACUCAGAGCUGUGGCAUGCUUGCGCCGGCCCACUCGUUUCACUCCCACAAAUCGGAAGUCGAGUGGUGUAUUUUCCUCAAGGCCACAGUGAGCAGGUUGCUGCUUCUACCAAUAAGGAAGUAGAUGCUACAAUCCCUAACUAUCCCGGGUUACAACCACAACUUAUUUGCCAGCUUCACAAUGUUACUAUGCAUGAUUACUCGCAGACCCCUCCUUGUCAAGAGUUGCUUGCAAAGGAUCUUCAUGGAAAUGAAUGGAAGUUUAGGCACAUUUUUCGAGGUCAGCCUAAGAGGCAUCUCCUUACAACAGGAUGGAGUGUGUUUGUGAGUGCAAAGAGACUAGUUGCCGGGGAUUCUGUUAUUUUCAUUUGGAACGAAAAUAAUCAGCUUUUCUUGGGGAUACGUCGUGCAAAUCGACCUCAAACAGUUAUGCCUUCAUCUGUGCUGUCGAGCGAUAGCAUGCACAUUGGGCUUCUUGCUGCUGCUGCCCAUGCAGCAGCCACUAAUAGUCGAUUUACUAUUUUCUAUAAUCCAAGGGCGAGCCCAUCUGAGUUUGUGAUACCUCUGGUGAAAUACGCCAAAGCAGUUUAUCAUACAAGAGUUUCCGUGGGUAUGCGUUUUCGGAUGCUAUUUGAGACUGAAGAAUCGAGCGUUCGUAGGUAUAUGGGUACAAUUACUGGCAUUAGUGACUUGGAUCCUGUUCGUUGGCCAAACUCUCAUUGGCGCUCAGUAAAGGUUGGUUGGGAUGAAUCGACUGCAGGCGAGAGGCAACCGAGAGUGUCAUUGUGGGAGAUUGAGCCUCUCACAACUUUUCCUAUGUACCCAUCUCCAUUUUCCCUCAGAUUAAAGCGGCCAUGGCCAGCUGGACUCCCCUCAUUCUCUGGCCUUAAAGAUGGUGAUAUGGGCAUGAAUUCUCCACUCUCGUUCCUCCGUGGAGGUUUUGUGGACCAAGGACUUCAAUCCCUUAAUUUCCAAAACCUUGGUUUUUCGCCAUUUAUGCAACCGAGAUUCGACUCGUCUUUCCACUCUGUACAGCCUGAUAAUAUUUACCAGGUAAUGGCAGCUGCAGCUCUUCAGGACACUUCUACAUCAUUAGAUCCCUCGAAACUCCUACAAUUCCAGCAAAAUAUUCCAAAUAUUCCCACUUCAUUAAUGCUGAGUCAAAUGCUACAACAACCACCUCAGUCCCAUCAAACCUUCACCCACAACAUUCCAGAAAACAACAUCAUUUCUCAGGGUCAGUUUUUACAGCAGCAGCAGUUUCAACUCCACCAGCCGCCGGUUAUCGACCAACAACAGCAAAUUUACCCUCAGUUUCAAGAUAAACAGGUCAAAAAGUCAAAUCCCGACAGCUCGCCAUUAGAACCGGUCUCUGAGGCUCAGUUCACGAGCCAGCUGCAGAAUUUCUCUGACCUCAUCAGGGCCCACAUACCAUCAUCCUCCAACAAUCCCUCUAUGCAGAACCUCGUUAGCUCUUUUUCACGAGAAGAAGCUUCCCAGUUAGUCUCUCAAUCGUCAUCCUCCAAACGGGUGGCAUUGGACCCACAGAUUCCGAACAAGGCUUCUCAUUUUGGCGUUCCCCAUUUGGAAGAACUCAAGAUGUCUAAUUCUAAGGUCUCAGACAUCUCGGCAAUAUUGCCACCUUUUCCGGGUCGUGAAUAUUCGGACUUUCGGGGCCCAAGCAAUUCACAUAGCAAUUUGUUGUUUGGGAUUGGUAACGACUCUUCAGCUAAUGUGGUGAACGGAGGCUAUGAGAGCGAGUCUUUGACGAUCCCUUAUGCGGGCCCCGAUUUUGGAGGUGGCGUAGCCGCUGAGUUUCCCCUCAACUCGGACAUGACCACAUCGAGUUGCGUGGAUGAAUCGGGUUAUUUGCAGCAUUCAGAGAAUUUGGACCAAACAAACCCGACCGCAGGAGCCUUUGUUAAGGUUCACAAGUCAGGGUCCUUCGGGCGUUCACUCGACAUCUCCAAAUUUAGCAGCUAUCCGGAGCUGCGAUGUGAGCUGGCUCGGAUGUUCGGGCUCGAAGGUUUAUUGGAGGACCCACAGAGAUCAGGCUGGCAGCUUGUAUUCGUUGACCGGGAGAAUGACGUUCUUCUCCUCGGUGAUGACCCUUGGCAGGAAUUUGUGAACAGUGUCUGGUAUAUCAAGAUUCUAUCCCCCAUGGAAGUGCAACAGAUGAGAAAAGAGGGGCUCGACCUCCCGAAUUCCUCCCAAACAAAACCAGUUCUCGAGCAGCAGCAAUAGCUGUGAUGAUUACAUGAGCCAAAAAGACUCAAGAAGCAAAAAAAAAAAGGGAGGGAAACAUCUAUAAUGUAACCGAAGCAAAACCAAGUUUCGUCGUGUAUAAAUUGCUUCCAUUGGCCUGUGAUUUUUCCUUUGUCUUUCAACUUGUACUCUUUUUAAGGGCAGUGGUAUGUAUUAGUAUCUUUUGUAUUCUGCUUAGGGCUUUAAUUGUUAAAGCUUGUAUUAUGGGAGAAGUGUAUAUCUGUACUGUGAGUCCUUGUCUUGUUAGAACUAACAUCUGAAUGUUUGAGAUGUGAGACCUUGAUGGCCAUUUGUAAUCAAGAAAACCAAGCAGGCUUCUUUAUCUUAAAUGUUCUCCAUG
This is a messenger RNA of Striga asiatica, 2677 nucleotides long. Lineage: Eukaryota; Viridiplantae; Streptophyta; Magnoliopsida; Lamiales; Orobanchaceae. The record is from the annotation of a GenBank genome assembly.